Messenger RNA from Ictidomys tridecemlineatus (thirteen-lined ground squirrel), 688 nucleotides. The record is from RefSeq and is a predicted model, not a curated record. Lineage: Eukaryota; Metazoa; Chordata; Mammalia; Rodentia; Sciuridae.
CACAACUACUGUCGGAACCCGGAUCGGGAUCCGCGGGGACCCUGGUGCUAUGUCAGCGGCGAGACCGGAGCCCCUGAGAAGCGGCCUUGCGAGGAUGUGCGCUGUCCAGAGGCCACUUCCCAAGCACCCCCAGAUUCCACAACAGAGCCUGAGACAUCUGAAGUGCCAGGUGAAGAUGAGGUAAAGGCAUUCCCUCCUGCCAAUGCCCUGCCUGCUCGGAGUGAGGCAGCAGCUGUGCAGCCAGUGAUUGGGAUCAGCCAGCGGGUCCGGAUGAACUCAAAGGAGAAAAAGGACCUGGGAACUCUGGGCUAUGUGCUGGGCAUUACCAUGAUGGUGAUCAUCAUCGCCAUUGGAGCUGGCAUCGUCUUGGGCUACACCUACAAGAGGGGGAAGGAUUUGAAAGAACAGCACGAGCAGAAAGUGUGUGAGAGGGAGAUGCAGCGAAUCACUCUGCCCUUGUCUGCCUUCACCAACCCCACCUGUGAGAUUGUGGAUGAGAAGACCGUUGUGGUCCACAGCAGCCAGACUCCUGUUGAUCUGCCAGAAGGCAGCACCCCCCUCAUGGGCCAGGCUGGCACCCCUGGGGCCUGAGCCCCUCCAGUGGGCAGGAACACAUAUAGACACUGGUGCAGGACAGCCCGCCCUCCUUCAGCUGGGAGGAUCAACAUUUUGUGUUGUGGUUAAAACC